Molecule: messenger RNA, 558 nt
Organism: Tetrahymena thermophila SB210
Lineage: Eukaryota; Ciliophora; Oligohymenophorea; Hymenostomatida; Tetrahymenidae
Product: transporter particle (TRAPP) protein
Exons: 2
Biological process (GO): endoplasmic reticulum to Golgi vesicle-mediated transport
Cellular component (GO): TRAPPI protein complex; TRAPPII protein complex; TRAPPIII protein complex
Source: RefSeq, a predicted model, not a curated record
AUGAGUUAGAUUAAAAAAAUAGCAGAUAAGCAAAUCAAAGUAUAAAAGCCAGAUGCAAAUCUCUCCACUUUCGGUUUUCUCUUUAGCUCUAUAAUUUAAUAUCAUUCAUCUAAAAAGCGUAAUGUUGAAGAUGAAUUGAAAAGUAUGGGUGAAGGUAUUGGAGUAAGAUUGCUUGAAUUAAUUUAUUUCAGAAACAAUAAACUUAAAAAAGAAACAAAACAUUUAGACAUGAUUUAAUUCAUUGCAAAUACAGUAUGGAAAACAUUAUUUGGCAAGAACGCUGAUGGUAUAUUCCCAGAGGAUGGUGUUAAAUAUGGGUAUUUAAUCAGAGAUGAUAAUCCUACAGUUUUAAGAUAUAUUUCAGAAGUUUAAGGUUAAAAUGGAGCUGCUUUUGUUGCUGGAAUCAUAUAAGGAAUGCUUAAUCAUUCAGGAUUUGAAGCAGAAGUAGUGCAUGAUACUAUAUAUUAGGAUACUGAAAACAAUAGUGAAAUUUCCAUGUAUCCUGCAACGUAUUUUAGUAUUAAAUUUGCACCAUACGUAGUUGAAAGAGAAAAGUGA